Mangifera indica (mango) is the source of this 2205-nucleotide messenger RNA. RefSeq names its product serine carboxypeptidase-like 42. Gene Ontology annotation, molecular function: serine-type carboxypeptidase activity. The coding region runs from base 344 to 1765 and encodes 473 amino acids. The record is from RefSeq and is a predicted model, not a curated record. Lineage: Eukaryota; Viridiplantae; Streptophyta; Magnoliopsida; Sapindales; Anacardiaceae. Gene Ontology annotation, biological process: proteolysis. The transcript has 10 exons.
UGUUGUCUGCAAGUUUUAAAACUGCUUGUUUUCCUCAGUUAUAUGUAUAGGGGCUACCCUGCAACGUAGUGUAUGAGAAUGAAAAGAACAAAUCAAUUCUUGGGUUAAAAUAUAUUAUUUCAUAUUGGUAUCUUUUUGUCAAAGCAACUCCAGGAUUCACGUGACUCGCUUAGCAGAAGAUAAUCCAUACAUGGUGUCAUCAUCCUCGUUAUUAAUAUAAUUCUUUUUUCUUUUGUGUGUGUUGCUUUUUAUAUCGUGGUUGUCAUUAUAUAUCUGGAGUUGCAAUUCUGUGCAAAUGGAUAUGUAAAGCAGUGAGCUUCGUGUGAAAAGUUUAGAUCUUGAAAUGGGUAUGGGUGGUUGGUGGGUUGGUUUGUUUUUGGUUUGGUGGUUGGCUGUGAGUAGCAAUGUUGAAGUAAAGGGAUACCCAAUUGAGGAUCUGGUGAGGGGAUUGCCUGGUCAGCCCAAAGUUGAGUUCAAACAGUUUGCUGGGUAUGUUGACGUUGAUGUAAAGCAUGGCAGGAGCUUGUUUUACUACUUUGUUGAAGCCGAGGUUGACCCUCAGAAGAAGCCUCUCAGUCUCUGGCUCAAUGGAGGUCCAGGGUGUUCAUCUAUUGGUGGAGGUGCCUUUACAGAGUUGGGUCCAUUUUAUCCAAGUGGUGAUGGCCGAGGACUUAGAAGAAAUAAAAUGUCAUGGAAUAGAGCAUCAAAUCUCCUUUUUGUUGAAUCUCCUGCUGGAGUUGGAUGGUCUUACUCAAAUACUACAGCUGAUUACACUUGUGGGGAUGAUUCUACUGCCAAGGAUAUGGUCACAUUCUUCUUGAAUUGGUAUAAGAAGUUCCCGGAAUACAAAUCAAGAGAAUUAUUUCUUACAGGGGAAAGUUAUGCAGGCCAUUACAUACCGCAGCUGACUAGUGUUCUGCUGGACUAUAAUGCACGUUCAACUGGUUUCAAGUUCAAUAUCAAAGGAGUUGCUAUUGGAAAUCCGCUUCUCAAACUUGAUCGUGAUACUCAAGCAACAUAUGAAUUCUUUUGGUCUCACGGAAUGAUUUCUGAUGAAGUUGGCCUUGCCAUCAUGAACAAAUGUGAUUUUGAUGAUUAUGUUUUUGCUAGUCCUCACAAUAUGUCUGAAUGGUGCGACAGUGCCAUCAGUGAAGCAAACAACAUUGUUGGUGACUAUAUAAAUAAUUAUGAUGUGCUCCUUGAUGUUUGUUAUCCAUCUAUAGUAGAGCAAGAACUACGUUUGCGGAAAGUGGCUACCAAGAAAAGUCUUGGAGUUGAUGUAUGUAUGAGCUUUGAAAGACGAUUUUAUUUCAACCUUCCUGAGGUUCAGAAGGCUCUUCAUGCAAAUAGAACUAAAUUACCCUAUGGCUGGUCUAUGUGCAGUAGCGUUCUAAAUUAUAGUGACACUGACGGUAACAUCAACAUGCUUCCCCUGCUGAAAAGGAUAGUUCAGAAUGGGAUACCUGUCUGGGUAUUCAGUGGGGACCAAGAUUCUGUUGUUCCUUUGCUGGGAUCCCGGACACUCAUCCGUGAGCUAGCACAGGAUCUGAAGUUCCCCGUUACAGUCCCAUAUGGAGCUUGGUUUCAUAAAGGCCAGGUGGGAGGUUGGGCAACCGAGUAUGGAAACUUGUUAACUUUUGCCACAGUAAGGGGUGCUGCUCAUAUGGUACCCUAUGCUCAACCGUCAAGAGCCUUACAUCUUUUCAGUUCAUUUGUGCGUGGUCGAAGACUGCCUAAUAAUACUCAUCCUUCAAUAGAUGAUUGAGAAAAAAUGGUUAGAUGAGUUCAUAAUUCUGAGGUUCCUUAAAAGGCAAUAAAGUUAGUGUUUUUGGUCAAUCAAAAAAUACCUGAAGGGACAAAAGAAAGCCUUCUAACUGUAGUUGAGGAGUAAGCAAAAUUGAAAAUAGGAACUGAUGAUAGUUCUUAUUCGUAGCUUCUUGAAAUAUAAAAACAUGAUUGGUGAGUUCAUUUCAUAUUCUGAGUAGAGAGAAGUUUGGUAGGAAUUAUUUGAGACAUUAGAAGAUUGUGGAAUUCAAAUGCAACAGGAAUUCCAUGCUCUUAUGAUCUUUCUUAACUUAAAUUGUAAGCAUCCGUUGGCCAUAUUAUCUGCUUUCGGGUUACCCGCAUUUUAUCAUAACUAAAUAUUGUUUGGUUUGAGAGAGAAUAUUGAAAUUCUAAGUGUGAAAAAUGAUUUCAAAUGCUUUA